AUGCAAGUUCUCUUGUUGGGUGGCAAUGAAAAUCUUACUAUUAGUUUAUCAAAAUUGAACUGCAGCAUUUCUUAUUCUUUGAAGCAGUUGGACUUAUCGCGUACAAGUUUCUCUUCUGCACUGCCAAAUUCAAUUGGGUGCAUAGGGUCCUUAAAUUCUUUGAAUCUAGGAUAUUCUCAAAUUUCUGGUGUCAUUCCUGAAUCAAUUGGCAACCUUACACAGCUUACUGAAUUGUUUCUGGAUGGUAACUAUCUUCUAGGGAAAAUACCAAAUGAAUUUUCCAUUUCACAAAAGAUAAGUACGCUGUCACUAGGUCACAAUUUAUUGUCCGGGAAAUUUCCGAAGUCACUUCUCAACCUUAUGCAUCUUGACUUUUUAGAUCUCUCUAGUAAUCAACUGACAGGAGAAAUCGGAGAUUUCAAAAAUAGGUUACCAUCAGAGAUUCGGUUGCAAAAUAAUCAACUAACUGGUUCAAUUCCUCCAUCAAUUUUUACUAUUCCGACCCUAUCUCACCUUGACCUUUCAGCAAACCAUUUUAAUGGCGUUGGGCAAGACUUGUUUGUGGACUUCAAUCAACUUCAAAAGAACCCUCUUCAGACCGAAGCCCCAUGGCACACUACAAACAAUGUGAGCAUUUCCUAUCCAGAUUUCGCGUACUUGGGAUUGUCUUCUUGCCAGAUAAAGAAAUUUCCAGAGUUUCUUAGAAAUUCAGAGAGUUUAGUAUUUCUGGACCUCUCAAAUAACACGAUUCUUGGUGAAAUUCCAAGCUGGUUCAUGUCCAAGACUUUUGAUAAGUUGUUCUACUUGAACCUUUCGCAUAACUUUUUGACUAGUACCAUAGGCCAACUACCCGUUGCUUCAUCUAUGGUGUAUCUAGAUGUGAGUUCCAACUCACUUCAGGGCCAAAUACCUUCUUCUAUCUGUGAUUCAAAUAAUCUUGGUAUUCUUGAUUUGUCAAAUAACAAUUUGUCUGGCCUAAUUCCUCAAUGCCUGGGAAACUUCAGCCAGAACCUAGACAUUAUGGAUUUGGGAAAUAAUAGGCUUUUUGGCACCAUGCCCACAACAUUUUCAAAAGGCAACUCUCUACGGUUUCUUAUGCUAAAAGACAAUCAAUUACAAGGGCCACUGCCACAAUCUUUAGCUCAUUGUAAAGAUCUGGAACUCCUUGAUUUAGGGAACAACAAGAUAGAUGAUAAAUUUCCAAUUUGGUUGGAAAUUCUUUCUAAUCUGGAGGUCCUAGUAUUGAAAUCUAAUCAAUUUCACGGAACAAUUGGCAGUUGUCAAACAAAAAGUCCAUUUCCUCGGCUGAGAAUAAUUGAUGCAUCCCACAAUGAGCUCACUGGUUCUCUACCUGAAGACAUUAUCAGCAAUUUCAAUGCUAUGAAAAGUUCAAAGCAUCCGCAAAAGGAAUUAGUCCAGUAUAUGACGGGAGAAAGCUUUGGAGUUUAUUAUUACAUCCAUUCUGUGGGUUUGUUUAUCAAAGGGGCAGAGUACAGUCUUGAAAGAGUCCUAAUCAUGGUUCAAAGUCGUGGUCGCGGUCACGGUCGCGGCCUGGAACGUUCCACAUCGGUUUCGGCAUAUUGGUCGCGGUCUCGGUGA
Messenger RNA from Coffea eugenioides, 1599 nucleotides. RefSeq names its product receptor-like protein 32. The transcript has a single exon. The coding region runs from base 1 to 1599 and encodes 532 amino acids. The record is from RefSeq and is a predicted model, not a curated record. Lineage: Eukaryota; Viridiplantae; Streptophyta; Magnoliopsida; Gentianales; Rubiaceae. Gene Ontology annotation, molecular function: protein binding.